Molecule: messenger RNA, 3588 nt
Organism: Mercenaria mercenaria
Lineage: Eukaryota; Metazoa; Mollusca; Bivalvia; Venerida; Veneridae
Product: DNA polymerase beta-like
Exons: 12
Coding region: 283-1290 (335 amino acids)
Biological process (GO): double-strand break repair via nonhomologous end joining
Cellular component (GO): nucleus
Molecular function (GO): DNA-directed DNA polymerase activity; DNA binding
Source: RefSeq, a predicted model, not a curated record
CGGGUAUAAAAUGGUACCGUGGCAUUGUGGGAAGACAACAGACAAAACGAAAAUACGCUGACUGAGACAAAACACAAAAAAUAGCCUGUCAUUCUGCUUCCUCUUUAUUGAGCGUGUUAAUUAACUGGAAAAAUUGUUUAUGUUCUCAGCAAAAUCAAACAUCAAUGCAAAAUAUUUAGAUUUGCGAAUUUGAUUGCAGGAGGCUCGCGUGUGAAAGUUUGCAGUCGGUUCUCACCAAUACCUGGCAAUUUCACCAACCCGAAAGUACAAAUAUUGUUCACAAUGAGCAAAAGGAAAGAUCCAAAUCAAGAAAAUCCUAACAAAGAAUUCUGUGACUUUCUAAUGGAGUUAGCAAAUUAUGAAAAGAAUGUGAAUCGACAGAUGCAUAAGUACAAUGUCUACAGAAAAGCUGCUGGAGUCCUAGCCAAACACCCAAAGAGAAUAACAAGUGGAAAAGAAGCGAGGGGUUUGGAAGGGAUAGGUGAUAAGAUUGGAAAGAAAAUAGAUGAAUUCAUACAGACUGGAAAGUUACAGAAACUUGAAAAGAUCCGUGCAAAUGAUACCAAUGUUGCCAUUACGGAACUCACUAGAGUCACAGGAAUUGGACCAGCAGCAGCACAAAAACUGGUUCAAGAUGGCAUUACAAGCAUUGAAGAUCUCAGGAAACAUACAGAUAAAUUAAACCAUCACCAGCAGAUUGGUCUCAAGCAUUAUGAAGACUUUGAGAAAAGAAUUCCAAGAGAAGAAAUGAUACAACUUCAGGAUACAGCAUUUGCAGAGAUUCACAAAGUAGAUGCAGAGUACAAAGCAAAAGUUUGUGGCAGUUUCAGAAGAGGAGCAGAAUCCAGUGGGGAUAUUGAUAUCCUUCUUACACACCCUUCAUUUACAUCCACCUCAAAGAAAAUGCCUGAUUUGUUAAAAAGCAUUGUGACAAGAUUGGAAGAAACAAAGUUCAUAACAGACAGGCUCUCACUGGGAGACUCAAAGUUCAUGGGUGUGUGCAAAUUGUCUGACACAGAUGACAAGAAGCAUGCUUACAGACGUAUAGAUAUUCGACUGCUACCACAUGACCAGUAUUACUGUGCUCUUCUAUACUUCACUGGCAGUGAUUUGUUCAACAAGGAUAUGAGAGGAGUUGCUCUUGAGAAAGGAUUUACAUUAAAUGAAUAUACCAUCCGUCCUUUAGGCAGUACAGGUGUACCAGGGGAGCCACUUCCUGUAACAUCAGAGGAAGAUAUCUUUGACUACCUGGACAUGGCUUUCAAAAAACCAUCAGAAAGAAAUUCUUGAACUUGAGUGAUCAACAUGCAGGUUGUUAGAGAUAGAAACUAAAAACAGUCAACUAGAGAAAUGACUGUACUAGAUACAAACAAGUAGUGAUUAAGUACAUUUAGUGUAUGACUUCAGAAUUGUACAACUUUUGUGUAUGGCUUUUCAUUGAAAUAGCAGUUUGUACACAAAAUGACAUUUGAUAGAAUUAGGCUGGAAUUUUUAACUGAUAAAAAAGGAAACCUGUUGAAACUAGUUUGUAUGGAACUCGAAAUUUCAUAGUCAGAUAGAAAGGCUGUCUUUAACAGACUACUAUUAAAGACUACUCACCUGGUGAAAGUCUUGACACAUACUUUGAAAUCAUUGAUAUUCAUUUUCAUGUCAAUUCAUGAUUAUCUUUCCCUUGUAGUAGCUGUUUUGGUCCAAACCACAUAAAUCAUUUCACAGUAUGUUAUUCCAUGUGGUUGACAUAUAAGUUUUAUAAAUUUUACCAGUCACUAACUCUACUAGUGAAAUAGUUGAAAACUUUCAGCUGGCAAAUGUGUUACAAGGUACUCAUUUUGACAAGGGGCUCCAGUGUUUUAACACAUUAUAAAUUUUGAAUAUUUAAGAAAGGAAAAAAAUGUUUAUUUUUAGCUCAUCUGAUUUUUUGAAAAAAAAUGAUGAGUUAUUGUCAUCACUUGAGCGGUUGUCGGCGUCGGCGUCGGCGUCUGCGUCGGCGUUGCCUGGUUAAGUUUUAUGUUUAGGUCAGCUUUUCUCCUAAACUAUCAAAGCUAUUGCUUUGAAACUUGGAAUACUUGUUCACCAUCAUAAGCUGACCCUGUAUAGCAAGAAACAUAACUCCAUCUUGCUUUUUGCAAGAUUUAUGGCCCCUUUUGUACUUAGAAAAUAUCAGAUUUCUUGGUUAAGUUUUAUGUUUAGGUCAACUUUUCUCCCAAACUGUCAAAGCUAUUGCUUUGAAACUUGGAAUACUUAUUCACCAUCAUAAGCUGACCCUGUACAGCAAGAAACAUAACUCCAUCUUGCUUUUUGCAAGAUUUAUUGCCCCUUUUGGACUUAGAAAAUCAGUUUUCUUGGUUAAGUUUUAUGUUUAGGUCAGCUUUUAUCCUAAACUAUCAAAGCUAUUGCUUUAAAACUUGCAACACUUGUUCACCAUCAUAAGUUGACCCAGUACAGCAAGAAACAUAACUCCAUCCUGCUUUUUGCAAGAUUUAUGGCCCCUUUUGGACUUAGAAAAUAUCAGAUUUCUUGGUUAAGUUUUAUGUUUAGGUCAACUUUUUCUCUUAAACUAUCAAAGCUAUUGCUUUGAAACUUGCAACACUUGUUCACCAUCAUAAGCUGACCCUGUGCAGCAAGCAGCGUAACUCCAUCCUGAUUUUUGCAAUAAUUAUUGCCCCUUUUGGACUUAGAAAAUCAUUUUCUUGGUUGAGUAUUAUGUUUAAGUCAACUUUUCUCAUAAACUAUCAAAGCUAUUGCUUUAAAACUUGCAACAGUUUUUCACCAUCAUAAGUGGACACUGUACAUCAAGAAACAUAACUCUAUCCUGCUUUUUGCAAGAAUGAUGGCCCUUUUUAGACUUAGAAAAUCAUGGGCAGGACAAUAUUUCUAUUACACAAAAAAAAUCAGAUGAGCGUCAGCACCCGCAAGGCGGUGCUCUUGUUGUAUAAGUUAACAUAGGUGCAGUAAUAUCAAGAGUGGCCCUUUUUGUGUUAUUGCACACAGGAUUUUGACCUCAUUCACAAGAGAUAUUAACAAAAUUGUGAUAUUCAAUUUUUCUUUUCAAAAGUCACCCCAAAAGUUCAAAAAGACUUAUUAUAGCUAAAAUUUAUUUUCCUGACAGUAAAGAUCAAAAUUGAAUUGACAAUACUUUGUAUUUUUUAUAUUGAAAGGCAAAUUUAAAAUGCAGCAGGUCUUUUUGGUGUUGAAAAGAUCAAUAUCUUGACAUUUAUACUCAAGAAAAGAAAAGCUUACUUCUGUAGCAAGCAACUGAAAAGUAAAUAUAAGGACUGAAUGUUAAUUAUUGUUCAUUUAGGCAGAUACAGACCACAUUUGGACUUCUUGCUAGCAAGAUUCAUAGAUUUAGAUGAAGUCCCACUGUGAUUUAUACCCAUGUAAAUGCAGAAAAAGCAACAACAUUCAAUCUAUAUUAUUAGUUAUAGAAUAUGUAAGUCUGCUUUUCUUCUUACUCUGGAUUUGAGCAACCUAUAAAUCGGCAAUUACGAAACAUGACUGGCUGACAGUUUUGCCUGUUACGGGAGUGAUGCUUUUAUAUUUUUCUUUUCUUUUUUAUUCAUUUUGGAAAAAAAUCACUAUUUUGUA